Molecule: messenger RNA, 2275 nt
Organism: Mytilus trossulus (common blue mussel)
Lineage: Eukaryota; Metazoa; Mollusca; Bivalvia; Mytilida; Mytilidae
Exons: 7
Coding region: 670-1431 (253 amino acids)
Source: RefSeq, a predicted model, not a curated record
AUCAAUGUUGAUACAGGUUUUUUAGACACUGUAUGGAUCUUAAACUGGUUGUAAUUACAGAUUUACUUGUUCGUUUUCAUGUCAUGUCAAUCGUAUAUACCUGAACAGGUAAUAUUGAUAAAGAUCUAUACGUCUUCUCCAGAUUGUGUCUCAUUUGUAACUUAUACAUUCAAGACGUGGAUUAAAUAUUUUCGUGGAUGACUUUAUCUGUUAAUGCCCAAAAGAAUGCAGUGUUUAUGUAAAGGUUUACUAUAUACUAAUCAGGAUUUAUAAGUUUAUAAGCUUAAUUGUUCGAUCAAGACAGACGUAUUGACAAACAAUUUGUCUUCGAUCAAUACUCCGUCUAGCAGAAUAAUCUUCUUCUUGUGACAUUUUGCUUUAUUUUCAUCCUAAUCAAAUGUAACUUUGAUAUCGCCGUUUGCUCAAAGUUAUUGACACAAAAAGUGUCGUUAGAUGUUCGUUAGAGCGUGUGAAAUUCAAACCAUUUAAAUACCGUAGAUUUUUAGUGUAUUUGUUCCGACCGUGAGUCAGUGAACCACCGUAGUUUUUUCAUUCAUACGACGGUUGAUCAGACAUCUUUAAGUUUGUAGUACACCGUGUGACAAGGAUAUCUACACAAAUAUGUACGACUCUUACCUGUGACAUAAACAUUCUUUUAAUAUUACCUGUAUGUGCAAUAAAAGAAUAAACGAGGGAGCAGAGAGUAUGGCAAUAAUAAAGACAUUUUUGUGUUUUUCAAAUACAAGAGUUGGAACAUUAAUAUGUGGAUGCUAUACUCUGAUUGUCUCCCUUGUGUGCCUUGUAUUUUACCUUUUCCGGUACGUUGGUUACCAGUUAAUACAGGAUUCCCCAGAAUAUAAAGGGAUAGUAUAUGCUGGUUUUGUGUUGUAUGGUUUAAUGAUAACCACUUCUCUAGUCCUUAUACCCGGUGUUCAGUUGGACAAACGAUAUUUAUUGUUGCCAUGGAUAUAUAUGUUAAUUUUAAAUGUUUUAUAUGAAACUGGUUCUGUGGCCUUACUCACUACAGUACACAUGGAGAGAGAAAAGACGCUCCAUGCGUGGGAAAUAAUAUGGGUUUUCUUUUACUGUUUUAAACUUAUAGCAAACUGUUAUUGUUUUGCCUGUGUUGUCUCACAAUACCAAGAGCUUUCAGAAGGAAGAGGAACAUAUGAAUACCUAUACAAGCCAAGAACACAUCGGUCUCACAGAUGUCGACAAGAUUUUUCAGUUGAAACAUUUGAACUGCCAUUCGGAUAUCACUUGCCUCCUUAUACAGAAAGUGAUCCGAAUAAAGAACUAAAUCCACCAAAUUAUGAACAAAUAUAUCCUCAACCCAAAGAGGAACCAAUAUCAAAUCAUUCACAUACAUUUAAUGUGCAAUCAAGCAAUAACAAUUGUUAUCAAGUAACGGUGGAUAUUGUGUGGAUAUGAAUAUAUUGUAUGGAUAUAAUGUGGAUAUAACUUAAAUCAAGUCCAAGUGGAUCUUUGGAUAACUUGAAGUUUGUGCUGUUCGGAAGAAGGUUGCAAUAAGCAUGAAAGACAGACGCAAAUUUUGAAGAUGAGUGCUACAUAUACGUCGUCAAAACAAUGUAGCUUCAUUGUGAUAAAGGGAGGCUGUACCAUCUGGUUCACUACUCAAGCCUUGUGGUAUAUGUAUACAGAAACUGACCACAGGCAACACAAGAAUGGAUAUACUACCUACCGAGCAAUUACAAAAAGUUGGCUUAUAUUUUGAAGAUAUCAAUGCCUCUUAUUGCCUGUCCCGAAAAAUGUGAUACAACUCAGAGAAAUAGAGUAAAUGAGUUAUAACUUAUUAUCAAGAUGUGAUCCGAAUGUGUGACAAAAAUCUGUGCAUAUACGACUGUUUCUAGUCAAAAUUAUUGUUAAACAUUUUGUUUUUUUAUAAUUUAAAUGAUGAUGAUGCUGCAUUCUUGAACUGGCUAAACAAUGCUCAGAAAUGUUUUCUGAAAGUGCUUUAAUGAAGACUCAGGGAAUAAGUGUUAUAAUCUAGAGAUUGUUCUUCUAACACUGAUUUGUAAAGGUUGUAAACAAUUUGUGUACCAAUAAAAUAGAUGACUGUCUUUAUAAACAGUAAUGCAUUGUCAAAAGCAUAAUUGAUUUUUAAGAAGAUUCUGUACUAUUGUGCACACUUGAAGAAAACCCGAAGAAACAAUAUCUGCCAGUUAAAGAACAUUACUGGUGCCAAUCUCAAGAAUUCAUUUUACAAUGAAUUCUUUCUUCAGUUGAUGAAAUAAUAAAAAAGAAUCAAAAUAUA